Molecule: messenger RNA, 6216 nt
Organism: Erythranthe guttata (spotted monkey flower)
Lineage: Eukaryota; Viridiplantae; Streptophyta; Magnoliopsida; Lamiales; Phrymaceae
Gene: ATG2
Product: autophagy 2
Biological process (GO): piecemeal microautophagy of the nucleus; glycophagy; reticulophagy
Cellular component (GO): phagophore; phagophore assembly site
Molecular function (GO): protein-membrane adaptor activity; phosphatidylinositol-3-phosphate binding
Source: RefSeq, a predicted model, not a curated record
GUGUGUGUGUGUGUGUGUGUAUAGGUUAUAUAUACAUAAGGAAUAAUGUUUUCCUGGAGUUUCUCGAAAUCCGCUGAGGCGAUGUUCUCGCGGUGGGCUGUAAAGCGUGUUUGUAAAUUUCUGCUGAAGAAGAAAUUGGGGAAGUUUAUACUGGGAGAUAUUGAUCUUAAUCAGCUCGAUGUUCAGCUUGGUGCAGGCACAAUUCAGCUCUCUGAUCUUGCGCUUAAUGUUGAUUACAUAAACGAGAAGCUAGGAAAUGCAGCAGUUUUGGUGAAAGAGGGAUCUGUUGGAUCGUUAAUGGUAACUAUGCCCUGGAAGGAUGGUGGUUGUCGAAUUGAGGUGGAUGAACUUGAGCUCAUUCUUGCUCCUAGAAGAGGGAAAGUUUCUGUAGAUGAAUUUGAAGAUUGCCGUCAGAGUAAAAAUGAAAACAGUGUUUCCAGCCAUUUUUCCAGAAAGCUAGACAACGAGGCUCUCAACAGUGGGGUGGCAAGUGCUUCUGUUGAUGUUCAUGAAGGAGUAAAAACCGUUGCCAAAAUGGUGAAGUGGUUACUGACUAGCUUUCAUGUGAAGGUUAAGAAACUAAUAGUGGCAUUUGAUCCGCUUCUGGAAAAAGGAAGUAAAAAUGGGUUGGACAGAAUUUUGGUUCUUCGGAUUGGUGAAGUAGAAUGUGGAACACAUAUUUCUGAAGAUGCUUCUCCUGGCAAUUGCACUGCCCCUCAUAAUUUUCUCGGUUUAAGUCGAUUGACAAACUUUGUAAAAUUUCACGGAGCAGUACUUGAAUUAGUUAAUGUGGAUGGUCUUGAACAUCAAUUACCACCUGAAUUUUCCCCUGAAACAGCUACUGGCAACUGGUUUUCAGGAUACUGUUCAUCUGGUAAUAUGACUACCAUAAUUUCUGGAGAAAAGGGAGGCUUUUCGGGGAGUCUUAAGUUAAGUUUACCUUGGAAAAAUGGUUCACUAGACAUCCGCAAAGUGGAGGCAGAUCUUUAUAUUGAGCCUCUUGAACUAAGACUUCAACCUAGCACCAUCAGAUGCCUAAUCUUCAUGUGGGAUCUAUAUAAAGAUAUAGGCGAUGAGACCAAGGAACCCGGUGAUCAUGAACCAUCAGGUAGUUUGUCAGGUACAAGCUCUUUCAUGCGUAAUCCUGACAAGGGGAUAUUUGGUAAUGAAGGCUUUACUAAUAGCUACUUCAUGGAGAAAGAACCUGGACAUAUUUUGCUAUCAGAAUCGCAUCUUAUAUCUGAUUGGGUUAGUAAGAGCCAGAAAGAGAAAUAUGAAGAAGAACCAGAUUUUGGGGAGAGCGUGGACCAAUUUUUUGAGUGCUUUGAUGGACUAAGAAAUUCGCAGUCAGCUUUGGGGAAUAGUGGCAUGUGGAAUUGGACUUGCUCUGUGUUUAGUGCAAUAACUGCAGCAUCCAAUCUUGCCUCUGGAUCUUUACAUGUCCCUUCUGAACAGCAGCAGCAUGUUGAAACAAACUUUAAUGCAUCCAUAGCAAAAGUAUCUCUCCUUUUGUCCUUCAUGGACGAAGAAGACCAGAAACACCUUCCGAAAAUGAAGGAUGACAAGGGCAAUACUGAUUUCCCUAUUCAUAGUGUGUGUGCACAGUUUAUUGACUUGUACCUUACACUGCAGGUACGUCCUCAAGAAAUGAGUGUUGAAGUGAUUGUACAACAUAUUCAACUAGUUGAUCACUUACGUUCCAAAAAAGACUUGGUAGAUUACGAAGUGCACGGGUGUCGUGACAAUUCUGAAAGUGAGAUUGCCUUGAUUCAGAAAUUGCAAGAUGGUGUGCAAGGUGCUCUUCUGACUUUUCAAGAUUCCAACAAAGAAACUGGAAUUAACCACCGAGGUGAUUAUUCUAUUGAUAUAUCUCUGAGCACGCAGGAUAUCAAUGGAUGUUGUCACAUGACAAACGGAAAAGAUAUUUGUGGCAAAGAUGCCAGUGUAACUUUGCUCAGGACCUCAGGUGUCAGUCAGUGCCAUGUCAGGGUAAAGUCGGGUUCUUGUGUUGGCUCACUAAUGGCAUCAACAUCUUUUUCCUUAGAGCUACCCCCUUUUGUUUGCUGGAUAAACUUUGAUCUAAUUAUGAUGACACUUCGAUUUCUAGAAGAUUUGGAAAAUUGUAUUGAAACGGGGGCUGGUACUGUACCGCAUUCAGAAUCAAAAGAAUAUGACUUUUCAACUCGGAGCGAUCAAGGAAAAAUGUCAGAUACACCAUCCACCAAUGCGUCAACCAAAAGAAUCCUGGAGAGUAGCAUUUUCCUGCCAAAUGCUAGGAUAAUACUGUGUUUCCCUCAAAAGGAACAUAAAGAUCUUAGAAGCUACUCUUCUUGCGACCAGUUUAUCGCUUUAGAUUUUGUUUCCCAAACAAUUGGGGGAAAAGCGAUUCGAUCUGCUAAGCCGACACCUGUUGCUGGUUCCAAUAAGAGACACACUGUAUCAUGCUCCUUCAGUUUGAACUUCGGUGACUUUUAUCUCUUUUCCAUUAGCUCAGCCAUUACAGAGAUGACUGUAGGAAGUGAAACCGACAACAGGAAGGGGGCUAGCUUUUCUGUUGAGAAGAUUAUAUCUGCUGUGAAUAAAAGUGGUCAUCUGUCUCUUGUUUCUAUGUAUUGGCAGGAAGGUCAGGCUGCUGGCCCUUCGAUUGCAAGGAAAGCCAAGCUUUUGGCGUCUUCAGAGAAUGGAAGGAGUGAAGAUAAUGUUGUUAGAAAAGGUUGUGAGUUUGCCUCAGUAACAACUAUUAAAGACAGCAAAGACUUCAAGAGUCGUACUCGACAAGAGAUAUUAUCAAGCUCUGCAUUUUUCUUGCAUGUGCAAUUACCACCUGUCAGAAUAAAUCUGCACAAAAUGCAGUAUGAGAACCUAUGUGGCCUCCUAAAGCAGACGUUUGAGCAUUUCUCAUGCGUCAUUUCUAAACCAGUCAGAACCAGGGAAGAACAGUCCACAUUGCAAAAAUCAUUUCUAGUAGAAUGCGAUUCUGUAACAGUGUCAAUUGCUAUUGAGCCAUUAGGGGAUGUUAAAUGCUCUAUACACUCGGAACUUCCUGGAUCUUGGUCUAGACUAACUCUACAAAUCGAGAAGUUUGAGUUACUUUCCGUAUCUGAUAUUGGUGGAAUAAAGAGCGCCAGUUUCCUGUGGUUGGCCCAUCGUCAGGGGAGUUUAUGGGGUUCAAAUACUAAAGAUCUGCAUCGGAAGUUUGUGCUGAUAUCAUGCAGUGACUCCACAAUUGGUCGUGGUGAUGGAGAAGGUUCAAACGUCUUAUCUUCUAGGCAUUCGGGUUCUGACAUCAUAAACUUCUUGGAUCCAGAGAGCAAUUGUAGUUUUACUUCAAUUACUGUCAGAUGUGCCACUAUUGUUGCAAUUGGGGGUUGCCUGGAUUGGUUCACAACAAUAUUUUCCUUUUUCAGUCUACCAUCUUCUGAAGUCGAGCAAUCAGGUGAUAAUAGUCCAGGCAACAAGAGUGGAUCUUCUUUCAUUCUUAAUUUGGUGGAUGUAGGCUUAAGUUAUGAGCCAUACAUUGAAAAAUCAAUGGCGAAUCAAGGUCUAGAUCUCAAAUCUUCUCAUUUGAAUGGCAAUGAAUCUAAUGAUGAGUCCUAUGUUGCUUGUCUGUUGGCUGCUUCUUCCUUGAAAAUUUCAAGUAAAACUGUGGUUGACUGCACUGAAGAGGAAUACAAAAUUAGGCUUCAUGAUCUAGGUUUGCUUAUAUGUCCGAUGUCGGAAUCUCAAUUAGCCGACCAUUCUUACGGUGCAGAACAUCUAAGUAAGAUUGGUUAUGUGAAAGUUGCACAAGAGGCACUUAUGGAAGCAGUUUUUAGGACUAACUGUGAGAAUGGACAUUCGUGGGAAUUAGAAUGUACAGAGUCACACAUCAUGUUAAAUACGUGCCAUGACACAACAUUAGGAUUUAUUAAAUUGGCUGCUCAACUCCAAAAGCAGUUUGCACCUGAUAUGCAAGAUUAUGUUGUGCACUUAGAGAAUAGGUGGAAUAAUGUGCAGCAGGUGCACGAGAUCUGUGACGAGAGGACAGUGUGUGGCGAGCUUCCCUCUUCGGUUUCUCGGACAAAGUCUUCUGGUCUAGAUAAGAAAUCUAAGGUAGGCAAUUGGAUGGAUGAAAUACGUGAAGAUGUCUUUCAGUUGGAUGGGAAGUCUGAUGGUCAAGGUAAAAUCUUUGAGUCUCAUCUUUGUGCAUCGGUCAGUGGUAGUUCUCUUGCAGCUAGUGGGGCUUCAUCAUCAGAAGAGAGCAUCCCCGAUAUUAUAGAAGAAUAUUUCUUGUCAGAUCUACGCCCUCUCUCAGAACUUUCUGUGGGAAGCCAGUCAUCUGAUACUCCUCGUUGCAAGACUGGCGUUGUCGGUGAGACUCGGAAAGGGAAUGGUGGAUGGUAUGCAGAUACGCCAUUAAAAAUAUUAGAGAAUCAUGCUUCAAAAGUGGAGCAGGCUAUUGUGCUAACACCUGUUGAGUUAGAAGCUUCUACAAGUGAUUCUGGACAUGUUGAUUGUGGGAAGGCUGAAGGUCGCAUACUUCUUAAGAAUAUGAGUGUCAUUUGGAGAAUGUAUGGCGGUUCUGACUGGUCGAACUCUCAGAAUACUUCUCAGGCUUCUGUAACGGCUUCUGCAAGGGAUGCGACUGAUUGUUUCGAGCUUGCAUUAUCUGGAAUAGAGUUUGACUACGAUGUUUACCCUGAUGGCGAAAUAUCUGCAUCUAGUCUUUCUCUCACCAUUCAGGAUUUCUGCCUCAAUGAUAGAAGUGAUCAUGCGCCAUGGAAGCUGGUUCUUGGGUAUUACGAAUCGAGAAAGCAUCCAAGAAAGUCCUCUUCGAAAGCAGUGAAGCUAAAUUUAGAAGCUUUUAGACCAGACCCUUCAAUUCGUAUAGAAGAAAAUCGGUUACGUAUCGCUUUACUUCCUAUCCGUUUGCAUCUUCACCAGAGACAACUUGACUUUCUCAUCAGCUUCUUUGGAGGAAAAAAUCCAUCAGCUGAUUCCUCCCCCAGUACUGAUGUGGGUUUAAGUAAAUCCGGAGAGCCAUUUCAGAAGAGUGACAAUCAACAUGGUCUUGGCAUCAGCGAGGAGGCAUUUCUUCCUUACUUUCAGAAAUUUGAUAUAUGGCCGAUGCUGAUUCGAGUUGAUUACAGUCCUUGUCGUGUUGACUUGACUGCUCUAAGGGGUGGCAAAUAUGUUGAACUUGUUAACCUUGUUCCUUGGAAGGGUGUGGAGUUGCAACUGAAACAUGUGCAAGGAGUUGGUCUCUAUGGUUGGAGCAGUGUUUGUGAAACAAUAUUAGGGGAGUGGUUGGAAGACAUUUCUCAAAAUCAGAUUCAUAAGCUGUUGAGAGGCCUUCCUCCAAUUAAAUCACUGGUUGCUGUUGGUUCUGGAGCUGCAAAGCUGGUGUCUCUGCCUAUGAAAAGCUAUAGAGAAGAUCAUAGAUUACUCAAAGGAAUGCAAAGAGGCACUUUUACAUUUCUUAGAAGCAUUUCGCUUGAAGCCAUUGGGCUUGGAGUACAUUUGGCUGCUGGAGCUCAUAACAUCCUCCUUCAAGCAGAAUAUAUCCUCGCCAGUAUUCCACCUUCUGUACCGUGGCCAGUAGAGAGCAGUAUGGCUACCAAUUUGAGAUCAAAUCAACCCAAUGAUGCUCAACAGGGAUUUCAACAGGCUUACCAGAGCAUUAGUGAUGGCCUGGGAAAAUCAGCUUCUGCUUUGGUACAAACCCCUUUCAAAAAAUUCCAACGUGGUGCUGGCGUGGGGUCCACUAUGGCAACUGUUUUCCGGUCUACUCCAGCAGCAGCUAUAGCACCUGCUACUGCUGCUGCAGGUGCAAUGCAUUGUGCUCUUCUUGGGGUCAGAAACAGUCUUGACCCUGAGCAUAAGAGAGAGUCCAUGGAAAAAUACUCAGGCAGAACUCCACCUCGGGAAUCGAGGCAGUAGUUAUUGAAAAUGGCAAAAAUAAGAUCACAGUCGUAUCAAAGACGAAAACUCCACAGCUACAAAGGAAAGCAGAUUUUUAGGUGUACAGAUGUAUAUAUGAUGUACAGAUAGGAGUCCACUAAAGGCAUUUUUUUUUUGUUGUCAGAAAUCAGAUUCUGUAGAUAUGUAAAUGUAUGAUUAAUCUGAUGUGUGUUUGAAAGAAAUCAAUCCCAGCUGCCUUGUAAUUAAACCCUGAUUGAAAUGUAAUUAUGAUUGUGGUACAUUUGGUUUUGCUCUGAUUCAAUAUUUAAUGCUGAA